AUGAACAAGUAUUUUGGAGGGAAAAGGAUUACAUACGCUGACCUAGAGAAGCAAAUGUUGGCAAUGAAAUCAAAGCCAUCUCAGGAUCGUUUAAAGAUGGCCGCACUGUACUUCUUAGCCAGUAUCCUCGUCGGAGGCCGAAAGAGUGGAGAGGGAGCAUCACAUGUGGACAAUUUCUUCCAGACUGUUGUUGAUGACCUAAAUGCGUGUAUACAGUUCCCUUGGGGGCGGUAUGCAUUUGAACAUAACUUGAAGGAUGUCUCUAGCUUCUUGGAGAAAUGCGACGGGGUUGUGCCGACGAGUUGGGUUUUUACAAGCUUUCCUAUUCCUUUGGAGUUGUUGGCGUUUGAGGCAAUUCCAAGCUUGAGGAACCAUUUCCGAGAAAGUGUGAAUAGUGCACGCCCUGGUUGCCCGCGGAUGUGCAAAAUGCAGUACAAACGCAAAGGUGUAACCAAAGCAUUCAGUUUGAAUGCAGUGAACGUGAAUCUUGGUGAUAAUAAGGUAAGUAAUGUUGUACGUGUAUUUGGCACAAGAUAUUGCGAGUAUUUGGUAGCAACAUCGGCUGAGAAGGAACUUCUGGAAAGCAUAGGGAUGGGCAAGGAAAGUUGUUGGGCCGAUGACAACGAUGAUGCAGCAGUCGAUCGUUGGACCAAGAUAAUACAGAAAGGGAAAAAACAAGUUUUCUUUGAAGAACAGUUCGGUAUCGAUUUUGCGGCUCGUACAGCUCAGGUUGAAGGUCCCACCAUUCCUGCUAUUGGGGGAGGAUCCAAUAAUGCAGAAUCUGGACAGACUGAUGCAUAUUCGGUGGAUGCUCCUGGAGUUGAGGCUUUAAAAGCGAUGGAAGGUCGUCUUAUGAAUGCAAUCUCAGAUGGUAUGAAGGAAGUGAACAAAAAAGUCAAGUCAUUGUCUGACCGGCUAACUCUUGUAGAAAACGAAUUGAAAAGUCUUAGGGUGAGUGUUCCCGGAAUGAGUGAACUGCCGUCAGAAAGGGAAAGUGAUAAUCCGUCCAACCAAGAUGGUAGUGAUAAUCCGUCGGAGGAAGAUGGUGGUGAUACUCCGUCGGAGGAAGAUGGUGGUGAUACUCCAUCCGAGGAAGAUAAAGAUGGUGGUUUUAAGGAUGAUAGUGUUCUCGCUAUGGCAAACAAAGUGCAGAGUGAACAUGGUAAUGGUGAUGAUGACAUGGAUGAUACUGCAGAGAUGUCUGCAGCGGCUGAGCAGCUCGAGAGUGAGAUGCUUGAGAAGGAAAAUACUGAGAAGAAGAAAAAGAAGUGGGCGAGAAAAGAUGAUGGAAAAGAAUUAUUUCCUUCGAAAAAGCCAAAGGUUUGCGAUAGUGCGAGGAGUCCCAUUUGGACAAGAGCCCAGGAGGAGGCAGCUCAGAAGGAGGAAGCUCGGAAGGAGGUAGCUCAGAAGGAGGCAGCCCUGAAGAAGGACGCCAAGCAGAAGGGAGGUGAAAAGAAUCAGAGGAAGAAGGCAGCUGAGUAG
This is a messenger RNA of Brassica napus (rape), 1482 nucleotides long. RefSeq lists its product as uncharacterized. NCBI's taxonomy places the organism in Eukaryota, Viridiplantae, Streptophyta, Magnoliopsida, Brassicales, Brassicaceae. Bases 1 to 1482 code for a protein of 493 amino acids. The record is from RefSeq and is a predicted model, not a curated record. The transcript is spliced from 3 exons.